Molecule: messenger RNA, 2406 nt
Organism: Tetrapisispora phaffii CBS 4417
Lineage: Eukaryota; Fungi; Ascomycota; Saccharomycetes; Saccharomycetales; Saccharomycetaceae
Gene: SBE22
Product: Sbe22p
Exons: 1
Coding region: 1-2406 (801 amino acids)
Biological process (GO): fungal-type cell wall organization
Source: RefSeq, a predicted model, not a curated record
AUGAGCGCCUCAAAUUACGAUAGGUUCAAUAGGAGGUCAACCGACGGUCGUGAUAUGGAUUUCAAUAGCAGUCAAAUUUCAGCCACUAAAAGAAUCGGUUUGGGAAUCGCAAAGAGACCUGGUGACAAUUUAACGGCUUUCUCUUCUUCUAAUGGAACUAAUUUAGGGUCGACACCUAUAAAAGGUUUGGCUUCACUUAUGAAUAGAUUUUCAAUUGAAUCUGUAGAUUCAGAUGAGAUGGAUCAAAGUGUCAUUAGUUCUAUGGAUGAGUCUUCUUUUAUUACAAAUAAUAAAAUCGAGGUAAGUGCUAACGACAAACUUUAUCAGCUUGCUAAUGAAUAUACAGUGGACGAUGGUAAUACCAAUCCAACACAAGAGACUUCUAGGAAAAAUAAUGAUGGUGAUAUGACACCAAGAACGAAAUAUUUUUUCCAAAAUAAUACUUCAAAAUCAAAAUCACACGCGUCUCUACCCAUUAAUCAUGAUCUUAAAGGGAAUUAUAAUGUUAAAAACAAAAGUGGCAGCCGUAGUAGCACAGCAUUACCAUCUCAAAAUAAUCUUCAACAUCCUCCAAUGAAUAGUCAAAAGUUUGAUAAUUCUAAAUAUGCACGGACAAACAACCAUCCUGUAUCUCAGGUUAAGAAUAUACAUGGCGCAUCUAAAGGUAUUGAGUAUUCACAAAGUACACCAACGUUACCAAACACAUACCAUCAAGCUAAUAACGUACGCACCGGUAAACCGAUGACACCUUCUCAAAAAUAUAGAUCUCAUAAAAGUAAUGCGUCUCUUAGAAGAAGUAUACGAAGAAAAGAAAAAUAUUAUGAACAAGAAGAUGCAAAUGACAGUAUGGAAUUAGUGGAAGCCGAUGUAAACAAUUCACUUAUUUGGAAUGUACCGAUGGCAUCGUAUUCUACAAGUUCAUUCUUAGAUGCCCAAGUUAAUUUAAAUAAAAAAAAUAAUAAAUCAUAUCUCGUACAUUCUGGACAAACUGGAAAUGAGUUCAGACCUCCCUCAAAAUUUAACAUAGAUUAUCAACGACAUUCAAAUAAUGCUGCAAGUGCCCCUCACUUACCAGCAUAUGAUUUUUCUAGCAUGCCGUUAUCUCCAAUACCAGGAAUAAAUGCAAAAUCCGAUUUACAGUUCAUUAAAGAGACAACUCAGAGUUUAUCAUCUGUUUAUUUACAAUCCUCCAACAGGUUAUCAAAAAGUAAAUUACUGGAAAGGACUGAUUCCGCAGAAACGUUACCCAUCGAAUUGAAAGACGCAAGUAAUAAUGGAAUGGAAGAUUUAAUAUUAGUUUCAGAAAAUAAAUUAAAUAUGGUGAGUCAUACAAGACCAAGUUGGCUACCGCCAAAAGAUACUGAGGAAAAGAAAAAACAUGAAUCUCAAAUUUCCAAAAGCAUGAGUAUUGCAUCCAUUGAUCAAUUAGACAGAAAUAAAGAUUCUGAAGAGAGAAGGUUGAAAGAUGAAACUAACAGAGCUAAGUUUACUUUACUUCUAGAAACAGGAAUUACUAGAAACUCUUCAAUUAAAACAUUGAAAAAAUUGAUUUGGGAAACUUCUCUUCCAACUGAAUUGAGAUACGCCAUCUAUGAUGAGAGUCUUCAGAGCAACAUUAGAUUCAUCUCUAGUAGUUAUAUUGAAUCAUUUCCACAGAUGAUGCAAUUAUUCAACAAUAUGUCGUUUCCAAGAAUAAAAGAAAUUGAAAUUGAGAAAUUAAUUGAAUCUGGGAUCACUAGUAAGAUCAAUGGUAAUUAUGAGAUUUCUGAAAAUUUAGCUUUACUUUUACAAUUAAAAUCAAUUUCUCAACAAGGUUUGGUUGCUGGUGAUGAAAUGUUAUUCCAUCAUUUUUUAUUAGACCCUUCAAUAAGUGGUAGUUUGGAAAAGGUUUGGGAUAUAGUUAAUCUAAUUCAAUUGACUUGUUUCAAUGAUGUUGUCCAUUCGAAAUAUGAUGAAAAGAUUCUGGAACCUAAUGGUGUUAUUUAUCGACAUAUUGGAGUGGAUCCAAGUUAUAAGAACGAAUUUAACUCGGAUACUUUAAAUUUCUUAACUUGGUGGAAUAUUUUAGAGAGGAUAGAUCAUAAUUUAUUCAUGUGGGUAAUUGACAUAAUUGUGAUCCAUAAUACUCAAUCAUUUAAGAACUACCCUAUUAAGAAAGAAGAUUUCGGCAAUAAGUCAUGGGAGUACUACAAAACCAAAAGAGUUGUUUCUAAUUACAAAAUUUUAUUAUCCUUUACAUUAUCCGUUUUAUUGAAUUAUCAUUUUCAAUAUAACGAUCUAAAGAGUUUGGCAUUGUUAGAUGAUCAAUCGUUUUGUAUACCAAUGCCUUUGGAUGAAUUGGUGGAUGAAACAUAUGUCAAUUCUGUAUUUAUAAAGAAAUGGUUACAAUACUAUACUAAGUUCUAA